AUGGCGUUGCGAACGUUUCGAUCCAAUCCGGCGCUAGGUGGCUUUGGGGGCGAAUCAUCCACCUUGAUCGACACUGAACAACACCGAGGGGUACGGCAGUCCUCACCAGGAGGUGACGCCUUUGCGCAAAUCAUCAAAGAAAUAGUCGACAACGCAGUUGAUGCCUGUACGGAGGAUGACAAUAUCAACCGACGGAAGGUUCCGAACGAGGAAAAAAUGACACGGAUCAAGCGUGUCCGAGUCGUCAUUGAACGAUUCGAGACAGAGGCCGAAAGAGACACAGACUGUUCCGGCAAAGCUGAUAAAACUGGUAGUAACAGUUCCGAUGAGGUACUACGUGUGACUGUCUCGGAUAAUGGAUGUGGUAUGAAAGACAUUCAAGCUUGUGUGGACCCCUUUCAUACGAGCAAAGCUCACGCAACAUUGGGAACUGGAACGACGAGCUCAACCCGUCCAACACAACACACUUCCGGACGAUACGGCAUCGGUCUCACACUUUCACUACUACACACGCAACGUAUGGUGGACAAUUCCUGUGCUUCCAUCAAGUCCGCCACUACCAAUCAAAAGCAUUGGACGUGUAUGAAAUGCGUUGUGGAUACGGAGGGAGAUUCGCGUGCUGGUACCGGUGAGUUUGACAAAACAACGCUUUGGAAACGGCCUGCCUUUCUUGUCGCUCAACUAAUUUUCUCUACAUGUAAGGGCGGUUCUACAGCUGUUACGGAAUGGCCCCGACUGGCCGAAUACUUUGCCCGCUUUCAAUUGAUUAUAGGCUUGAAGUGCAGCAUUGAAAUUCUCGCUCCAACUCUAUCUCCUCUUCCCCUUGCCAUCCGCCCAUCGAUAUCACAUGUCGAUGCGAAAGCCGAGCUAUGCCGGGCCGUUGAACUAUACUUGGAACGCCAGUGUCCUUCGGACAACGUCGCUCACGCGCUGGUUCCCAUACGCCUUCAAAACGAUCCUUCGGGGAAAGAUGGCGACCCACAAAUGGAGGUUGGCAUUGCUGUUUUGGGAGUCCCAGAGCAUAUGGAAGAGUUGGAGGAUAAAAAUAACAAGUAUGCAAAAGACAUGGACGAGACUGUCACGAAAGGGGCGGCAACGAUGUCGGUUGUUCGGAUCGUGAACCAUACACCACUGCUAGACAGUACCGAAGCAAUAGCGUGUGGUAUUGUACAGGGUAUUGUUUCAAAGAAGAAGUUGUGGAAUUCAUACGGACUGGAAGUAUCAUUGGAUCGACUGGAUCGAAUCACUAAAAUACCAACUUUCGUUGUCAAAGACAGUGAUCAGCUAACGCCGUUUUUUGUGAAAGGCACCCACCAUAAAUUCAAGUCAGUAAAGGACGACACCGAAUCGGAUGACGAGUGUUUUGUCCUUGACGAACACGAAUACCGAAAGCGGAAACGAACGAACGAACUGAGUCGAUUGUCACCGGCGGAGGGACGCCUUCCGAUCGACAACUCGGCAAUUGAUUCUGCUCUCGAAGUCGGUCUGACACAGUGUCUACGGCUUUUGCAAAAGAGCAAUCCAGAUCUUCUUUUGACAGCCAACGAACUCAAACAUUUCCAGCGAGAUGUCCAGUAUGUCCCUGCAUGCUCUUCGGCACUACUUUCCAUCAUCACAAAAGCUAAUUCUUUGAAUUCGUCUUUGCUGGGGUGUGUCAAUCAGUGGGAGAAUACAAAUCGGAAAGGUCAAAAACUGGGGCAAGUAGAAACAAAGUCGAAGGAAGAUGACUUUACUCGGGAACGCCUUGGGACGUUGAUGGAAAAUCGCUUUCGAAGUGUUCUUGCGAACAAAGGAAAGAAAAGUCGCGGAAAAGUCGAAGUAAACAACGAUAGCAAAUGCCGGUCGCUUGGAUUGUCCGGUAUGAAUUCGGAUACUUGCAAAGUCCUCGAUUCAUUGGUGCAUAGUGAGGCUUCCACACGCGGCGACGACGACUCCAGCAACGGUGACUCUGAUGGCGAUUUGAAAUCUCUCGGAGCUAUCGCCAUACCAUUUCACGAUUCUAUAG
Phaeodactylum tricornutum CCAP 1055/1 is the source of this 2005-nucleotide messenger RNA. RefSeq lists its product with no specific name. Lineage: Eukaryota; Bacillariophyta; Bacillariophyceae; Surirellales; Neidiaceae. The annotation marks the transcript as partial. The record is from RefSeq and is a predicted model, not a curated record. The transcript has 4 exons.